Molecule: messenger RNA, 804 nt
Organism: Pseudocercospora fijiensis CIRAD86
Lineage: Eukaryota; Fungi; Ascomycota; Dothideomycetes; Mycosphaerellales; Mycosphaerellaceae
Exons: 1
Coding region: 1-804 (267 amino acids)
Biological process (GO): microtubule-based movement
Cellular component (GO): cytoplasmic dynein complex; cytoplasm
Molecular function (GO): dynein intermediate chain binding
Source: RefSeq, a predicted model, not a curated record
AUGCGGGGGGUCUCACAUCCCCGUCAGAUCUCGCAUGCCAAGAGAGACGGCAAGGGAAGGAAGCAUCAGGCCGACGCCGACGCCGACGCCGCCGAGCUCAGUGCCAAUCUAUCGGAAUUCCACUAUGCACAAUCUCGCCUGCCUGUCUCUGCCUCUCUGCCUGCUGCUGCUGCUGAAACUCGACUGAUACAUCACGCUACAACAAUCACAACUACCUCUCGACCAUCUCCAAAAUCAUCCACCACUCACUCCAUCACAGGAACACUCUCCAGUAACCCGAAAAGAAGCAAUGGCAUCCAACUGUGUACGCGACCCGCAAGGCUGCUGCUGCUGCCACCACCACUCCUCCUCCUCCUCCUCCUCCUCCCCAUUCUCCACCACCACCAACACGCCUCGCUAACGAUAUACUUCUCAAACCAGCCAAUCCCCGUGCAACGCCUCAAGCAAAUCUGCAACGACGCCUGCGACGCCGCCAUAAGCUCUGCGUCCGUCUACGAACAUUCCCAAACCCAAGCCUGGAACAACGCCAUCAUCGGCAACAUCCUGCAACAACUAAUCUCAGAAUCCGACAACACGCCCCCAAAACACAAAUUCAUCGUCAACACCACCAUCAUCCAACACUUGAGCGAUCCACGGCCGUCGGGAGAGAAUGCGAGCGAGAAGAAGGUGGGCAGGAGGGGAAUGCAUUCUGCGAGUGGAGCUUUUUGGAAUAAUGAGAAGGAUGGCAUGUGGAGUCAUAAGUAUGAGGGAGGGGAGGGGAAGGGCAUGGAUAUUGUUGUGUCGGUUAUGUGGGUUGCUGUGUGA